Budorcas taxicolor (takin) is the source of this 1173-nucleotide messenger RNA. It is a transcript of the gene MRPS7, whose product is annotated as mitochondrial ribosomal protein S7. The coding region runs from base 18 to 746 and encodes 242 amino acids. Gene Ontology annotation, molecular function: rRNA binding; mRNA binding; structural constituent of ribosome. Gene Ontology annotation, biological process: translation; ribosomal small subunit assembly. Lineage: Eukaryota; Metazoa; Chordata; Mammalia; Artiodactyla; Bovidae. The transcript is spliced from 5 exons. The record is from RefSeq and is a predicted model, not a curated record. Gene Ontology annotation, cellular component: ribosome.
UCCUGCUGGCAGCCAAGAUGGCUGCCCCCACGGUGAAGGUUGCGCUAGGGUGGUCCGGCUUGGGUCUCGGCGUGCGGAAAGCUGCCGUGCGGCUUCCAGGGCUAGUGCAGGUGAGGUGGAGCCGCUAUGGCCCUGAGUACCAGGAUCCCCAGACUGACAAGGAAUAUUACCGCAAGCCCUUGGCCCAGCUGACUGAGGAGGAGACGUAUGAGCGGGAGCUCAGGAAGACUCAGGUUAUUAAAGCUGCCCCAGCCACGAAAACAUGCUCUGUGUUUGAAGACCCAGUGAUCAGUAAAUUCACCAAUAUGAUGAUGAAAGGAGGAAACAAAAUACUGGCCAGAUCCCUCAUGACACAGACCCUGGAAGCUGUGAAAAGGAAGCAGUUUGAGAAGUACCAUGCUGCUUCUGCAGAGGAACAGGCAACCAUCGAACGCAACCCUUACACCAUCUUCCAUCAAGCACUGAAAAACUGUGAGCCUGUUAUUGGGCUGGUACCCAUCCUCAAGGGGGGCCAUUUCUACCAGGUCCCUGUGCCGCUGGCUGACCGGCGUCGCCGCUUCCUGGCCAUGAAAUGGAUGAUCACCGAGUGCAGGGAGAAGAAGCCCCGGCGGAUGCUGAUGCCGGAGAAGCUGUCUCAGGAGCUGCUGGAGGCUUUCUACAACCGCGGCCCUGUGAUCAAGAGAAAGCACGACAUGCACAAGAUGGCCGAGGCCAACCGCGCGCUGGCCCACUACCGCUGGUGGUAGAGUGUGGGCAGAGGGUCAGGGAAGACGGCACCGCGCCCUGCUGCCAGAAACAGCGUGAGCCGCUGCCACGCUGCAGAACGCUUGUGGGUUAAGGGUACCGUUCCCUCUUCCGGGCAGGCGGGCCUCCUACCAAGGACGGAGCCGCGUGUUUACUGCCUGUUCGUCGUUUCUUUGGGGGCUGGAACUCGCUCUCCCUGUCCCAUCUCCUUGGAAAGAGGGGGCAUAUCAAGUUGGAUUUCCUCCUAAGAAACCUAGGGCUCACCCAGCCUUCUUUUCCUUCAGCUUGGGGUGGACCUUUGGGUGAUACGAAAAGAAGCAGUUUUAGUGUCAGAAAGAGUUUAUUAGAAAAUUCUCGUCCUGAGCUGGUGUAACACGUGAUGUGGUAUUACGAUUCAUUAAAACCAACUGGAGAAAAUACACUCAGUUC